GGCUCCCCACCGAUUAUUCCGCAUACUGAGUGCCUCCGACACGCUGGCCACGGAGCAUCUAGAACUCAAAAGCCUGGGAAAGAUGCCUGGCAUGCAUCGCGACUUGCAGUGCAUUCAUCCCUGGAGUCCAGCACCUGGAAAAUGGCCAUCGCCUCGAGGUCAGGCAUCAAGAGAGGGAUUUUUUUGGAAACGCCCAAGCUUAUGGCGGCCUUCUGCGACGCGAAUCAGUGCUAUUAUUAAUGGGUGUCGCAAUCUCCUAUUCCCGUUUCUGUGGACGUGCAUCGGAAGUAUCGAGCGGCAGCAAAGCUUCAUCACACGUUCCGAGUAUCAUCAGCGUCAGGCAAUUGCUGACUCCGUCCACACACGCGGGUCCGCACAGUCCAUGGCGAGAGACAAUGGCCUUCCCCUGACGACAAUGUAGCAACAAGAUCUUCAAGCCUCAAGCCUCGAUGCUUUGCCUAUACGUGUCCACGCCAGUCUAGAUGAAAUGCUAUUCAACGGAGAUUUAGGCUGCUCUCGUAGUUGGGUUGUGAUGUGCCCAUGCUGACUCGCUUAGGAGCCGUUCGAUGCUUACUUAGAUCUACGACCGC
Cucurbitaria berberidis CBS 394.84 is the source of this 590-nucleotide messenger RNA. RefSeq lists its product as uncharacterized. The transcript has a single exon. The record is from RefSeq and is a predicted model, not a curated record. Bases 83 to 421 code for a protein of 112 amino acids. NCBI's taxonomy places the organism in Eukaryota, Fungi, Ascomycota, Dothideomycetes, Pleosporales, Cucurbitariaceae.